CGCGCUUGCGCAGUUUCCUUUUCCUUUGCAGACGUAUCGUUUUUUAAACCGGAAGUUCAUCUCCUUCGGUUUGUUCUCGCUAAUUCUGUCAAGUUUAUGGUAGUUCAUUUCAGUUGGAAACAUGCUGUCUAUAUUCAAGUCCAUCCCCACGCAUAUGGAUUAUAAAGGUCAGAAGCUGGCAGAACAGAUUUUCCAGGGAAUAAUACUCGUUUCAGCGGUGAUUGGAUUUGUGUACGGUCUGAUCAUUGAACAGUUCGGGUGGACAGUAUACAUAGUCUUGGCUGGUUUUGCUGUCUCCUGUGUGCUGACCCUGCCCCCAUGGCCCAUGUACAGAAGGAAUCCUCUGUCCUGGCAGCCAGUUAUACCAGAGAGCAGCGGGGAGCCCAGCCAGAAACCUCAGGAAACCACCAAGAAGAAGAAGCACAAAUAACUCAGAACCAUCCCACAUUUGCCUGUUAAUCUAUCUUUUUAUACUGGAUGUUGUACUGAAGUCUGUCUCACAGUUCACAUUUGAAGCAUUUAGUUAGAAAAGUUUGUUACAGUAUUACUCAACAAUGAAACUUGUGUUUGAAAUAAACACCUGAUACAGUCUAUGUUUUAUAAACGUGAUGUUUAUGUUUGAGAAUACUAAUACUAAUGUGUUAUGUACACAUAUUUAGUAAUUUUCUUUUUCAUUUGCUGUCAAUUAAAUAUUUGAUUCUGAUUUUCAAUAUAAUGAAAAGUAGGUGCAAACAAGAAAUGCAUACAAGAUUUAUUAGAAAUUAUUCAAAUGUUAAUAUCUACAGUAUGUCUAGUUUACAUUAUUUGGGGUAUGAGAAAAUACAGUCGAGCAGUAGGAGGAAGAUCUAGUGUCCUCAACAGAUGAAACAAUUAUAGAAAUUCUGGCUUCCAUUCUAAAUAAAGGGAUAUUCCACUAUA
Molecule: messenger RNA, 918 nt
Organism: Archocentrus centrarchus (flier cichlid)
Lineage: Eukaryota; Metazoa; Chordata; Actinopteri; Cichliformes; Cichlidae
Gene: spcs1
Product: signal peptidase complex subunit 1
Exons: 4
Coding region: 122-430 (102 amino acids)
Biological process (GO): protein targeting to ER
Cellular component (GO): signal peptidase complex; membrane
Source: RefSeq, a predicted model, not a curated record